GGAAAGCACCGAAAAAAGGCGAAAGAGCGAAAAGGCCAUUUCUUUCUUCUAACAAGAAUCAAAUUUCUUCAACUUUAAUUACCCUCGCUUUUUUUUAAAAAAAAAAAUUAUACAAGCGCUUAACAAUUUCCACUUGUUAACUUCACUCUACGUACAUACCUACCAAGGUACCUCCUAUCAACUCGACAUGUCAUUUCCUUUCAUAUAGUCUCUCUCCUCUUUCUAUAACUCAAGCUGGUAAGAAGCUACUACAAAGAUGCCAUCACAGCUAGGAGCUGCUAGAGCUCUCGCUUUACGCGUUGGUUACCAUAGCUCUCCUAGCUAUAGAACCAGACUCACAUCAUCACCUCUAUUAAGACAAAUAAGACCUACUCGUACUUGUCAAUUUAGUAUUCUAUCCCGACCGAAUUCUCCGAAACGAAACGGCCCCAUCAAAGCUAUUCAAUGGCUGUUCCCGUCGCGGCGCAUUAUGCGCGGAAUUUCUGGAAAACCCCUUCCACAAACACGAUCCGCAAUCCUUAACUUUGCUUAUCGUACAGCAGCAAUAAUUGGCACAGGAAUUGGAUUUAUAGGAGUACUAUUCGCUGCAUUUUUCGUAUAUGACGCAACAACUUAUAAGGAGUCGGUUACGUCUGGCGAUUGUCAUGUAUCUGAAGCGGCACUAUCCCCACGUCGGGGAGGACCUAAAAACCUUCCAAUCGUAGAAGCACUUCUCGACGACGACGAUAGUGAAGAAGCAAGGAGGAAGAAGGCGAAACCUCGCCUCGUUAUUUUAGGUAGCGGCUGGGGAAGCGUCGCGUUACUAAAGCAACUCAACCCCGAAGAUUACCACGUCACCGUUAUCAGUCCCAAAAACUACUUCCUAUUCACCCCUAUGUUACCAUCUGCAACUGUUGGUACCCUAGAAACGCGAAGUUUAGUCGAACCUAUUCGAAGAGUGUUAACUAAAGUCGGCGGGCACUUUCUCCGAGCCUCGGCUGAGGAUGUCGAGUUUUCGCACAAAUUAGUUGAAGUUUCGCAGAUAGACUCGAGGGGAGAGGAGGUUAGGUUCUACGUACCAUAUGACAAGCUCGUUAUCGCAGUUGGAUCCGUGACAAACACCCACGGCGUCAAGGGACUCGAAAACUGCUUCUUCCUUAAAGAUAUUAACGAUGCCCGCAUGAUUAGAAACCAAGUAAUGAAGAACUUGGAGCUUGCCUGCCUCCCAACAACACCUGACGACGAACGCAAGAGACUAUUAUCAUUUGUGAUCAGCGGUGGCGGACCCACGGGCGUUGAAUUCGCAGCUGAGCUCUAUGAUUUGUUAAACGAGGAUUUAACUAAGAGAUUUCCUCGACUCCUACGGAAUGAGAUCUCAGUCCACUUAAUACAGAGCCGAGGCCACAUUCUUAACACUUACGACGAAGAGCUUUCUAAAUAUGCCGAAGAUCGAUUUGCUCGCGAUCAGGUUGACGUACUUGUUAACUCAAGGGUUAAAGAGGUACAGAAGGACAAGAUCAUAUUUACACAAAAGAAUGACGAUGACACAAUCAUCACUAAAGAGCUUCCCACGGGAUUUUGUCUAUGGUCAACCGGCGUUACUCAAGCCGAACUGUGUCGGCGCAUUGCGACGAAACUGGGACCUGCGCAAACCAACCGCCAUGCUCUCGAAACUGAUAGUCACCUCAGACUUAAUGGUACUCCUCUAGGCGACGUCUAUGCUAUUGGGGAUUGCUCGACUGUUCAGAAUAAUGUUGCUGACAACGUCGUCACCUUCCUACGCGGACUCGCUUUCAAGCAGGGCAAAGACCCCGAAACCGUAGAGCUCCACUUCAGCGACUGGUGUGAUGUGGCAAAUGAGGUGAAGCGGCGGUUCCCGCAGGCGUCGUCACAUCUAAAACGACUGGACAAGCUAUUUGCGCAAUUCGACAAAGACCAAUCGGGAACCCUAGACUUUGGAGAGCUACGCGAAUUAUUGAAACAGAUUGAUAGCAAGCUAACAUCGCUACCGGCGACGGCACAGCGCGCUAAUCAACAAGGCAUGUAUCUAGCUAAUAAAUUCAACAAGCUAGCACAAUGUGCGCCCGGCUUGCGUGCCAACGAUAUUCGCGACGGCGACCUCGAUGCAGCUUGCUAUAAGGCUUUCGAAUAUCGCCACCUCGGAAGCCUGGCAUACAUCGGCAACAGCGCCGUGUUCGACCUCGGCGGUUGGGGUGUCAGCGGUGGCUUGUGGGCCGUGUACGCUUGGCGUAGUGUGUAUUUCGCACAGAGCGUAGGGGUCAGGACGAGGGUGCUAAUGGCGAUGGACUGGGCUAAGCGGGGCCUGUUCGGACGAGAUCUCGUGAGCUUCUAACUAAACUAAUACUUCUGGAAAAGACGAAGAUGGCCUCAGGUUAGGCUAAGGAGUUACACUUUUUGUGAUGAGUUAUAUCAAAAGGUACCUAGCUUAACCUUUAUAAAGGACAAAAUAGACCGGGGCUUUCUUGGUGAGGAUGGGAAAAUGUGUAUAGCCUUUACGAAGUUAUGUACCUUAGAAGAUAGAGCCUCAAGGGACCAGGAUUAGUGCUAAUAUAAAUGAGAUAUACCCGUUUUGAUCAAUUA
Messenger RNA from Daldinia caldariorum, 2580 nucleotides. RefSeq names its product FAD/NAD(P)-binding domain-containing protein. The coding region runs from base 257 to 2332 and encodes 691 amino acids. The transcript has 2 exons. NCBI's taxonomy places the organism in Eukaryota, Fungi, Ascomycota, Sordariomycetes, Xylariales, Hypoxylaceae. The record is from RefSeq and is a predicted model, not a curated record. Gene Ontology annotation, molecular function: NADH dehydrogenase activity; calcium ion binding.